This is a messenger RNA of Sclerotinia borealis F-4128, 3669 nucleotides long. The record is from the annotation of a GenBank genome assembly. NCBI's taxonomy places the organism in Eukaryota, Fungi, Ascomycota, Leotiomycetes, Helotiales, Sclerotiniaceae.
AUGCGCCGGCCGCCCGAUAAAGAUGGCCAUUCUGCCAUGACCGAACGAGACGUUGUCUCUUCUAAUGCCACCUUGAAUGCCUUUUUGGGCGGGUCUCGACAAAAACCUUGGAUGCUUGCAGGAGGGGCUUCAGUACGACCGACUCCACGACGUCCUAGCAUUACAACACCAUCCGAUCAGAGCAAUUCUAAUAAUACUCAAAGAGGGUCGACCGCAAAUCUACUUUCGCCAGUAACAAGUAACGAAUCAUCAAGUCCCGGAUUGGCGAACAAUCAUACGCCUCUUCAUACUCCACACCCCGCCGCUGUCUCCGGCACGCAUGGUUCUCCGAGAGGGAAUGCUGCAAUCGCAACAAGUCAGGCUCUUCAAGACGCAUAUACUACACCUUCAAAUACCGAUAUAGUCCAGCCUCAACUUUCCCCUGAUGCAUCGAGAGGUGAAGUCGACGAACCUCGCACAGUGGCAGUAUCUGCAAGGUCUCCUUCGGAAGAAGCCCCUCAACUGCAGACCCCAGCAAAUAUCGCAUCAACCCAAAGAUCGACCAAUGAUAUACCCUGUAGACAAUCUUCAGAUCAAAAUAGAGGAAACCAAACACCACCCGUUACAACAGGAAAUUCAGCGAGUUCACGCACGAUGCAGGGUACUGUAGAUCAGGCAUCAUUUUCUCAUGCGCAAUCACAUCCGCGACGAGCAUUACCACCCACGAUGCCUUCCUUGAAACCCCGCGUUGCAUUGCUAAAGAGUUACAUCGAACAUUGUGGGGGUAUGGCCAACUUGAAUUCUGCUCUCGAAAAGCCAAGGUUCAGCUUGAUGGAAACUGCCUGCAAUGCUGAGGAUGCUUUUUAUGUCGCAUUACAUCAACUGUUCUGUACAUGGGAUACUAGUCGUAGAGACAUUACAGGUUUGCCUGGGCUCCCAGACUCAGCGACUCUGGCUCUUGCGUUUCGGAUAUUGGGUCAGCUGAUACGAGACAAUGAGGCUAUGGCACCAGCUCAUCUUAGAUGGUUUGCCAAGUUCCCGAGUCCAUUGGUGGACCUGGUAACAAACUCGCAACCAUAUCGGCGCACUAUUCGAGAAGUUGGAAUAUUUCUCUCAAAUUUGGCUUCUGAUUGGCCAAACUUAACCAAGCUGUGUGCUGUUAGAGGUCAUCCUCCGUUGGUUGAUGAGCUAGUAAAUCGAUUAGGGCUGUUAUCACCCACGUUACAAAACAUUGUAUUCACUGCGAUGAGGCGGAAUCUUAAUAUUGUGGAUAACGAAUUUGGUAAUCAAAUGGAGAGGGUGUUUGAACAAGAUAGAACCGAACACAGAGAACUCGCUGCUCGAUACAAUACUUCUCACCCACCCUCGGAGAGAGAGAUCAAAGAAAGGACUAAAAUCAUAGUAGAUAAAUACAUGAUGAUUUCACAGAAAUUGCGUCAGAAGAAGCAGAUGGCACCGCAACCUUCAACAACAGCACCGGCGCCGGUGCCUUCCUCGAACACUUUUGGGACGGGUCAGAUCCCAGUGACUACAAACGGGCCGUACUCCUAUCCAAACCGUCCUGCUUCAAAUCUCAACCAAAGUGCCAGUCGUCAACAAAAUGAUGCCCCAAACCGUCAAAUUGGUCAAAAUUUAGGCCAAAUACGAACAUCAUUCACUGGACCACCGUUACUUUCAACCAUGACGAGCGCGAUUGGCAGCCAUCCAAACAUUGCGCCUCGCGCGAAUGCAGAUACGCCUAGUCCAAUUCCUAUGCAGGGUCUAUCAAUGGGGUCGCCAAUGCAACACGGGUUUCCCUAUUCGUCACCAGUUUUGCAAAGUAAUGGUACUCAGUUUCCAUCGCCUGUCUUGCGGAACAAUGGCACUCAAUCACCAACGAUCAUUGCACAAAACCAGGGACUUCCUCAAGGACAACACUAUUAUGAUCCACGAUUCGACCCUAGACAACAAGCGCAUUACCCACAACAACUACUGCAACAACAAUUUGGUCAGCAAGGACAGUACGGCACAAACAAUCCUCAACAAGCGAGUUUUCAGCAAAUUCAACAAGCUCAGAUGCAACAACAGCAACAACAACAGUGGCUACAGCAUUCGUCUGUAUUACCACACAAUCCUCAGCAUCAUACGUUACAGCAGCAGAUAUCUCAGCAGCAGACAUCUCAGCAUCAUACGUUUCCGCGGCAGAUAUCUCAGCAUCAGAUACCUCAGCAACAGCAAGCUUUCGCAAUGCAGCAUCGUCCUCAUCUGAGAAGAGAUAGCAAUCUUGGCAAUGGUCAGCAACAACAGCAGCAAAUUUCACCAAGAAAUGUCAGUAGAAAUGGUAGCAGAAAUAACAGCGUUUCUAGUGAACAUGUGCUCCCAUUGGCCAACGGUUCUGUUCCUAUGCAACAUUUCCCCCAAGGGAUGCAAAUACCACCCUGCCCAAGACCAAUACCUAUUGAAGAGCAGCGCCGCAUACAUUAUCGCAUGUCUGACCCGUUGAAAAGACCUAUAAUUCCUCCCCUUGGUUUUGUUCAUCCCCAAACGAUUCCAGAUCCAGACUCAAAUACCCUCCAUCAAUCACAUGUUCGCAGUCCUCGCUUGGUCACUGUCGACGUUCCUAAACUUGGAGGUGACGACACAUCUCGCAGAUUUUAUCAAUUUGUGAAGGAUUUCCCCAUGGCUCCAAGGAAGAUACCCUUCGAGCUUACACUCAAUAAGUUCACAUUUCAAGUCCCCACUGAUGCAUUAACGCAUAUUUCUCGCGAUAGAUUGAUUGGCACAGAUCCUUUGACAAUCCGUGAGGUCAGAUCUAAAUCUCUGCAAUUCCGAUUAAGAUGCGUGUCGACAGCCGUAGAUACAGAAGAAUUUCCGGUUCCGAGUUGGGUAAUUUCGGAUACUGUGUGGCCUGAAAUGAUCUUUAUGGAUAUCAACAGCAACGAUUACUAUCCAAAUACCUUGGAAAUUCGACGAAAAAUGCACCAUGGGAAAGACCUACCGAUCGAUAUUACACCUUAUAUACGUGCUGGAACCAAUGAGAUUACAAUAUCGAUGCCCAAGUUGACUACAGCAAUCAAACAGAGGGAAUACUUCGUUGCUGUUGAAGAAAUUGAAAUUUUACAGCAUGAUGAAAUUAUGGAUAUGUGUAAGGAGCAAAGUAUCUCUGCGGCAACAGUCGUGGAAGAAAUCAAGAAGAAGCUUGCAGGCCCGACUGAGGAAGACGAUGAGUUACUAAUAAUGGCCAGCGAUCUUUCCAUUGAUCUUACUGAUCCUUUCACCACAAGAAUCUUCGAAAUCCCUGUCCGUGGUAAAGAUUGCCUGCAUCGAGAAUGUUUUGACCUCGCAACCUUCUUAUUGACACGCGUGAGCAAACCGAAACGACCAGAACAGCCUUCGUUGGUUGACGGUUGGAAGUGCCCACUUUGCUUCUUCGACGCACGUCCAUACAGCCUUCAGUAUGAUGAAUUCUUGGCCUCUGUCAGAGAGAAAUUACAGAAACAAGAUAAUCUCGAUGUUAAAUCAAUACUGGUUACGGCGGAUGGUACCUGGCGGCCAAAGCCAGAGCUGCACUCUUCACACAAACGAAAGUCGACCACCGGUGGAGAUGGCGAUGAUGAUGAUGAUUCGAUAGAUGAAGAUAGGCCAAGCAAAAAAUCUACACAUGGCGUCAAGACAAGCGUGGUGGAAAUAAUUGAUUUGGAUGAUGAUUAA